Messenger RNA from Calliphora vicina (urban bluebottle blowfly), 1715 nucleotides. RefSeq names its product eukaryotic translation initiation factor 4E1 (gene eIF4E1). The coding region runs from base 132 to 860 and encodes 242 amino acids. Gene Ontology annotation, molecular function: translation initiation factor activity; RNA 7-methylguanosine cap binding. Gene Ontology annotation, cellular component: cytoplasm; eukaryotic translation initiation factor 4F complex. Lineage: Eukaryota; Metazoa; Arthropoda; Insecta; Diptera; Calliphoridae. Gene Ontology annotation, biological process: translational initiation. The transcript is spliced from 5 exons. The record is from RefSeq and is a predicted model, not a curated record.
AUCAUAUCAUUCUCUCUCUUAACCUGAUCUCGCUCUCUGUAGUCAAAGAAGACAAAAAAAAAGAAACAUUUUGUUGUUCUUCGUUAAUUUUUUUUACUCAUUAUAAUUUAUUCGUUUUAAAUAUUUGUGUCAUGAUGUUUCAAAGCGACUUUCAUAGAAAGAAGAAUUUUGCAAAUCCAAAUUUAUUUAAAAACUCUACCACACAAAAGGAGAAUACUCCAGUUGCUGCCCAACCUACACCAGCAGCCGGCCGACCUGAAGCCAAAGAGGAGAUUGUUACUAAACCCGAUCAGGAAGAAGUUCGCCCAGAACAUUUGUUCAAACAUCCUCUGCAAAACACCUGGACCUUGUGGUAUUUAGAAAAUGAUCGUACCAAAUCGUGGGAGGAUAUGCAAAAUGAAAUAACCAGCUUUGAUACUGUUGAAGAUUUCUGGAGUCUAUACAAUCACAUUAAACCUCCAUCUGAUAUCAAAGUAGGCAGCGAUUAUUCUCUAUUCAAAAAGGGCAUCCGGCCAAUGUGGGAAGAUGCUGCCAAUAAACAAGGCGGUCGUUGGGUCAUCACAUUGACUCGUUGUCCAAAACCAGAAAUGGAUAAUUUGUGGUUAGAUGUGCUUUUAUGUUUAAUUGGUGAAGCUUUCGAUCAUUCAGAUCAAAUUUGCGGUGCCGUAGUCAAUAUACGUAAUAAAAAUAAUAAAAUUUCUAUUUGGACUGCUAAUGGCAACAAUGAAGAAGCCGCUUUAGAAAUUGGCCAUAAACUGAGAGAAGCUUUGCGUUUGGGUCGUCAAAAUUUGCAAUAUCAACUGCACAAGGACACAAUGGUUAAGACGGGCUCAAAUGUUAAAUCCGUUUAUACAUUGUAAAUGAAUAUUGUUUUUGUUUGAACACACAAAAGAGGAUGGUAGUAGUCAAAACCACAACAACAAUUAUAUUGUGUUAGAAGUCAUUAUAAUAACACAACAUGUACACAGAUUUUACUACAAAAUAACCUACCCCACAUAACGUUUUAUACUUACACUAACAUUAUACCUAACUCUCCUCUUCUACAAUUCUAAUUUUACUGUUUCUGGUGUGUGCAUGUUGUGUGCUCCUUCCUAAUUAUAACAUGAUUAAUUUGCUAUUAUUAUGGACAAGCUGAAACUAAGAAAAAUAUAAAAAAAAAAUUCAACGAAAACAUUAUAGCAAAAACUCCAACUUUCACUUCAAAAGCAAACAGGAAAAUUAAAAUUUUUACAUUGCAAACCUAACAGAAAUAUUCAAUUCAAACAAAAUAAGGCAGCUUAAGUGCUGUUCAUCCUUAAUAACUGUCAAGAUUUACUGUAAAAGAAAAUUAGCAUACUUUUUUGAAAAAAAGCCGGUCUUUAGCAAAUUUUCUUUGCCGAAAAAAGAAAUAUAUUUGAAUUCCAAAAAAAAAAACAUCAUUAUUAUUUUGGUCUAACAAAUUAUGAUAACUUCUUGACAGCACUUACGCCUAAAAACAUCUAUAGUUAUAGUAUUUAAACCUGUCUAACUAACCUCUUAAAAAAACUUAAAUACUUCAAUCCUUAUUUUUUUGUCGUGUCUUUUUUUAUUUUAUAAAUUUAUAAACAAACUCUGUGUUUAAUAUGAAUAUUGAAUGAAAUUAUUAUGAUUAAUUUAAAAAUGCAAAAAAAUACACAUAAAAUUGAUCUUAAUAAAAUUUUGAAUAAAAAUAAAUAAUCGAAAAAAAUUACACAAAA